Molecule: messenger RNA, 1308 nt
Organism: Parascedosporium putredinis
Lineage: Eukaryota; Fungi; Ascomycota; Sordariomycetes; Microascales; Microascaceae
Source: the annotation of a GenBank genome assembly
AUGUACUAUCGGGACCGCAAAGUCGUAAUCACAUUGACGGCGCAGGAGCCUGUUUCCGAUGUGUUGGAACGGACCAUCACCCUUGAUUAUGAUAGAGUGAAGAUGCCCAUCGGCCGAUCAAGCAGUAGGGUGGCUUCGGUUGCACCGAGGCCAGACAAUGCUUUUUAUGAGAACCCCGUGAUGAGUCGCUCUCACGCAGAGCUACAUGCCGAUCUGAGAUACCUGCGUCUUUACGUCCGCGAUGCCCGGUCAUCUCAUGGAACGCUGGUGAACGACACCAGGAUCGAACCGGCAGUCCAGCAUCCGCUCCGCGAUGGGGAUAUAUUGACUUUUGGAGUGGCUAUCCGACACGGGACCGAUGUGAUCGCCCCAGUUCGAGCAAAGAUUGGCCUUAGGUUUCUUCAAUCCAAUACUAGAUCUAUCGGUGAAAGGGUACAAGGGACAUUUACCGUCCCAGACGACGACUCCGCCGAUGAAGAAGAAGCAACGGACCUCGUCAGCCGCGCCGUAGGGAUUCUGCACCGGUGCGGUGUCUCUGGCGCAAACUCGGGUGUUGUCGACCUUACAGAUGACUCUAGGCCCCCUCCGGUGCUUCACCCGCUAAGCAACGGACUCAGCCUAUCGACAGGCGAUUUCGGCCAUGGCUUAUCAGAAGAGGUCGUAGCUAUCGUUGACAGUCAGACUUCAGAAGAUUCAUUGGAGGUUGAGCCCGAAACCUCCGAGGCCUCUGAGAACCAUACCCCCGUCGACGGUGGCCUGGAUCCUGCAAUAGACGGCGAGGUUGAUGAUAAGGUCGAUGACGAGGUCGAUGACGAGGCUGAUGAAGAGAUCAAUGAUGGACUUAGCGAAGCGGUCAACGGGGUUGUCAACGAGGGCUAUCCCAGUGCCGAAAGUCUCGACAUCCCUGAAACAGAAGAAAGUAGCGCUGUUGAGGACCAUGAAUCUUUUGCAGCUUCAACAUCACCAGGUGUUGUCAUUGAUGCAGACGCUACUUUGCUAGAUCUGAAUGAUCUUCAAGAGGCUGAUCUUCACGAGCCUGUACCCGAGGAUCCUAGCGUCGAGGAGCACAAACCCCUAGAAUCAAGUCCUCAGGGCCCCAAAACGGAAGAGGCUCGAUCCACUCCUGACGACAGCAGCAGGAAGAGGAAGAUGGACGAAAUCUCCACAGCAUAUACCGAGGCCGUCCAUCCCUCGCCGCCGCGGUUCGGCGAGUCCUUUACGAAUACUAAUGAGGCCACAUCGCCUCUUCCUCUCCAGGAUGGGCAGGAGGCGCUAGAUCGGCCUGUGAAGCGAGUUCAAACAGACUGA